UGUGUUUUUUGCCUUCAAGGAUCCUCACAAUGGACUUAUGCAGCAUUCUACCAAUGGAUAAUGAGCAAUGCUGUGAUGCUUUAUAUCAGUCAAUUCUUAUCUGCAUGGGGUGAUCGUAUGUGGAGCUUCACUGUAGCUCUAUACCUGGUUGAGAUCCAGGAACAAUCUCUCCGUUUGACGGCCAUCUAUGGACUCUGUGUUUCCGCUUCGUCUCUCAUCUUUGGUGCGGCCAUUGGAAGAUGGGUUGAUAAGACGCCCAGAUUAAGAGCUGCCCGAACUUCCCUGAUCAUCCAAAACAGCAGUGUCCUGAUCAAUGCUUGCCUCCUGUGUACAGUCCUCAUCCUUAAGACGGACAUCCUGCAGAUCUGGAAUGGUGGCCUCUACAUCAUCUGUCAGCUGAUCAUCAUCAUACUCGGUACCGUGGCAUCACUGGCUAGCCUUGCCGAGAUGAUCUGUAUCCAGAAGGAUUGGGUGGUCGUCGUGGCUGGUGGGGACAAGGAUGUCCUUGCUAUUAUGAAUGCAAACAUGAGGCGUAUAGACCUCGUCAGUAACAUCCUAGCUCCCAUCGCCGUCGGUGCCAUCAUGACCGCAUCUAUGCUGAUUGGGGGUAUCUUUGUUGCAUCCUGGAAUGCCGGUUCCAUGGUGAUUGAGUACUGGAAUCUUUCGAGGGUGUACAGGAAUGUACCUGAGUUGGCUUUCAAAGGAGGCGUAGGAUGCACAGAUGAAGCUCUUCCUGAGCAAGAGGUCACAGGUCAAUACUCUGAAUUGGGCGAACCAGCCAUCGAAGCUCAAAGCGAUACCCAAGAAUCGAACGAUAGGGAGAAAGAGUUAACCGAGGUACCACCAGCCACUCCAACAUCACCAGUAUCAGCUUCCGUAUCGGCAUCAGCAUCUCAGCCAACCACCCCGGCCUCUAUGACGACCAGGGAGGAGGAUGGGGAGAGAGAGUUUACAGAGAUACCAGUCACUCCAGCAUCAUCGGCCCCUGCACCAUCUACUCCAGUAACCAUGGCAACAAAGAAGGAUGGAGGCUGCUGCGGUAGAGUGACUGCAAAACUUAAGGAUAUGUUCGACGGUUGGAAGGUGUACAAAUCCUACGUGGAGUGUUGGGCCGGUCUAGGUAUGGCUUUCCUCUACAUGACUGUCCUGGGCUUUGAUUCCAUCACUCUGGGCUAUGGCUACUCACAAGGUAUGCCAGAGUAUGCCAUGGGAAUCCUACAGGCGCUUGGAUCCAUUACAGGUAUCUUCGGAACAAUGCUUUACCCAGUCAUGAGAAGAAGAAUCGGUCUAGUGAGAUCUGGACUCUACUCCCUUGGGAUUGAGAUAGCCUUCCUGAUGCUGUGUGUAGGAUCACUAUGGGCUCCAGGAUCUCCUUUCAUCUAUGAUUAUGGGAACAGCACCAUUGAUGAGAGUCAGAGCAGUUCUCCACCUCUCACUUUGACGACCCCUCAUGUGGGGGUCAUGGCGCCACCUACUGUCGGUACAGGUACAACUCAAGCCCCAGACCUGUCCAGGGUGCAGUGUAAAUACACAGGCACUGAUCAACAACAGACGUCUCUCGUGUCCGCUGCUGUACUCUUCACAGGGAUUGUGUUAUCAAGGAUAGGAUUGUGGGCGUACGACCUUGUCGUGACCCAGCUGGUCCAGGAGAACGUGGUGGAGACGGAGCGGGGCGUCUUCAAUGGGGUCCAGAGGGCGCUAGAGUGCUCGUUCGACAUGAUCCACUUUGUCCUGGUCAUAGUCCUUCCAUGUCCAGAGACGUUCGGCUACCUGGUAAUCACAUCCGUCGUGUUCAUCAUAAUCGGCGCGUGUUGCUACAUGGUGUAUUCGUACAAGAUAAGAGGACACUUGGUCCACAUGGAAAAGUUCACGCCAUGUUUGAAGAACGGUCAUGUCUAAUAAAGCCUGGGGGGUAUUUCACAAAGAUUCUAAGUCGAACUUAACUCUAAGUUGGACUUACAAAUUAUGAAGAGCCAUUUGUAGCCUUAGAAUACAAUAUAUUCCAAACCAAAAUUCAAGUAUUUCAGACUUUUCAUGAAUUCCACAUCAAGAACAU
Messenger RNA from Strongylocentrotus purpuratus (purple sea urchin), 2056 nucleotides. Its product is annotated as solute carrier family 40 member 1-like. Gene Ontology annotation, cellular component: membrane. Gene Ontology annotation, molecular function: iron ion transmembrane transporter activity. The record is from RefSeq and is a predicted model, not a curated record. Lineage: Eukaryota; Metazoa; Echinodermata; Echinoidea; Camarodonta; Strongylocentrotidae. The transcript is spliced from 9 exons. Bases 61 to 1899 code for a protein of 612 amino acids. Gene Ontology annotation, biological process: iron ion transmembrane transport.